CGUUACAACCCUUGGAAAUUGGGCCACAGACAUUUAAGUGGGCACGGACUCCAAACGGUCCACUCCCAAGUGUUAGCUUUCCAGGCUUGCGGUCCACUUCCAGGUGUCUCUUCCCAAGCUGCGGUCCACGCCUGACAUUUUUCCUCUACGAGCGGUCCCACCAUUAUCAUGGUGGGACAAGAGCUUUGAAUGACGCACGGUUCAAAACGGUCCAAUGACCGUUUACAUGCCAGACAGCCAUGUAUCCUCCAUCACCCCGGCACAACUCUCUCUAAAGCUGCCAAAAUGAAGAAAACUCUCUCUAAAGCUGCCAAGCUCUUCAACGGCAACAAGAAGGCCAAGGAGGAUGAAAAUGUUUCCUCCAUCACCCCGGCACAACUAAGGGAGAUGAGGGGAAUGAUUCCUCACGACUACCAAGUCCAGGAAGCCAAUGGAGCUACUUUGGAACACAACCAGAACACUCCCCGCCGUUUGAUCGUCCACUAUGACUCGGUCAAGAUGGGGUGGCAUUUCCCCCUCCAUCCUCUCUUGGUGGAAAUUUGUAACCGGUAUGCCAUCCCUCCCGACCAAAUUUCCUCCAAUUCUCACGAGUCCCUUUUCUGCUUCCUCGCUCGAUGCCACAUGAAGGGCAUCCAGCCUACUUUGGGGCUCUUCCUCUCCUUCUUUCGCCACCACAAGUAUGAUACCCCGGAGGACCUCCCCUUUCCCAACAUAUGGAGAAAGAAGGAGGAUAAGUUUCCUUCGCACACCUUUCCUUCUCGCACCCCGGACCUCGAGGAGGUUUUCCGCCUCCUCCUUAAGAACGGUCACCCGGUUCCCCGCGCUCUUCUCUCUAAGGAUUCGUAUUUCCGGGGUCUCGGAUUUUGGGUGUCUCCCGAUGUUUCUCUUCAAGCACUAUCGGGGAACACUACUUCUUCUUGGGCUCCUCCCCUCAGGACCACACGAUUUCGCAAGGGGUCGCGACGAUCCUCUCGAAGGGAUCUUUCUCCAGAAGAGGACUCUAAGGACGAAGAUGUGGGGUCCGCAGCCGGGGAUCAACCUCUGCCUCUUGCCAACCACCCUUUCGUCCAGGAGGAGGUGGUAGUCGAGGACGUCUCCGAUGAUGGCGGUCUCUACGAUUUCCCUCCAGGGAUCUUGAGGGGGUCCAACUUCAACCAUCGUCUUCAAGAGAUCCAACAGUUCUGGAGGGACCACCCAGAUGUGGUUGAUAGUCCGACCUGGUCGUUCAUGUUGGAGGAAUAUACUCGGAUGACCGAGUAUGUGGCCACUUCUGCCACCCAACGCCAUUCCCUCCGCCUCCUGGAUCGUAACGCUGCUUUGUCUCAGGAAUUGGGCAAUUUCCGAUCCCAACACUCUAUUUGUGUUGAGCGCUGAUAAGUCGUUUUUGGGUUAGUUCUUUUU
Messenger RNA from Cuscuta campestris, 1401 nucleotides. NCBI's taxonomy places the organism in Eukaryota, Viridiplantae, Streptophyta, Magnoliopsida, Solanales, Convolvulaceae. The record is from the annotation of a GenBank genome assembly.